CCUCAGAAUAAUCUGGGUUUGCGGGUUUAUCCGAUUGCUUUCUCAUUGCCGAGGAUCUGGUCGGUCCAUCCCGACUGAUCUCUGCUACUGUCUUGAGGUCGCCGGCGCAUCGGACUUUUACAGAUAACGGGGACUAAGCAAGCUACCAGUCUAUUAGGCUACAGUUUGCUGGAAUUUGACUCCUCGACGCCCAGCAGAUUAUCCACAGCCUCGCCCACAGUCUAUCAAGUGAUCAAUGAAAUUAUCAAUGGGACUGAGUACCGGGCUUUGAGCAGAUAACGAAAUACCGGCGCCGGUCUCCGGAACUCCAGCAUUCGGGAAAUCACUGACUUUGACCGAAGAGGCAGAGAUGGGGACAGUGCUUUCCAUAUCGCCAUCAUCGAGGAAGGGGGGCGUUGUUGAUGUUAAGACUGAGGGAGGACACCCUAGUAAUGGAAAGACUGAAAAAAGCAUCAAGCGACAACCUGUAUUGAUACCGGCCCUAACAUGGAAGCGGCUUGUUGCGGCUUCCACGAAGAAAAAGAGCAAUAAGAAAGUAAAUCCGACACCCAGCGACCCAGUGGAACAUUUAAACAGCGAAAACCUUAAAAAGUCACAGCAGUCGUUCCCGGACCGGAAAGAGUCGCAUCGGGAUCUGAAGCUGGGCCCGCUUGCGGUACCGGUGCCGACGGUUCCCAACCACAGCGACCCACCCACUCAAACCCAGAGCGGUAAACAGCUUGACUCGGUUAUAAAACAGCCUAACCAGCAGUCGAUCAUCACUCCAAGACGCGUGAUUGUCCAGGCAUCAACUGGUGAGCUCUUACGGUGUCUUAGUCAGUUCAUAUGUCGGAGAUGCUUCAAACUGAAAGAGCUCAGUCCCAACGAGAUUAUAUUGUGGUUCAGGAACGUGGACCGAUCCCUUCUCAUACAGGGCUGGCAGGACCAGGGGUUCAUCACUCCAGCUAACCUGGUGUUCGUGUACUUGCUAUGUAGAGAAGCGGUAACAGAUGACAUCGAUAACGAGUAUGAACUUCAAGCCACCUUCCUGACCUGCCUCUACCUAGCUUACUCUUACAUGGGCAAUGAAAUAUCUUACCCGCUAAAACCCUUCCUUGUGGAAACCAACAAGGACUCAUUCUGGGAACGAUCCCUGGAGGUUAUUGACAAAAUGAGCUUGAAAAUGUUGCAAAUCAAUUCUGAUCCACAUUUCUUCACCGAAGUAUUUCAGGACCUCAAAAACGAAGGAGAAUCAAUGGGCACAGUCAUUAAUAAUCCGGAGCGUUGAAAUGAACUGAGGGAAAAAACGUAUUUAGAAAUUUAAUCGGGAUGUAUUUCAUUCUGUGACUAAAUGUAAGGGUAGUUUAAGUUUGAAGUUGAGGAAAAGACGCGGUGGAAAAAAACCUGCACAUGAGUCAUUGGAUCAAUACAAAUUUGUAGCGUUCAUUUCCCUAUACGACGUUUUCAUGUUUUAAUCUUGUAAAUACCUCGUGUUACUGUGAAUCACAGUACAUUGGGAAUAUGGUGAGGGACAAUUAAAUACAUGCAUGUCUAAUUAUUAUUGUACUUUAAUUGUAGCUUGCUGGUGGAGAAAAUGAGUGUUAGCAAGCAGGCAAAUGUUUAAGUGUUUUAUUUUGAUAUUGAUUUGUGUGAGAAGCAAGAGGUUUAGAAAAAGCUGUAUUAUGUUGAUGCUGUGGAGCCGUACAGGCUUCUGGCCUUCAACGGACACGUUGCACGUGUAUUAUUUCUAACCUCAUAUCUGAACAUUGAAUGUGAUUUUUUCCUUCAGUGGCAAACAAAUGUUACUAUAUCAUCAUAUGUGCCAAUUGUUAUAGUAUAAAACGUGUCGUUUUAUAUUGUACAUUUACACCAAUAUACAUGUAUAAAAUAUACCAGUACGAAUGCUGUCUCGUCAACCGAGAUAGCAUUUGGAAUUAUCUUUACCAGCUACUUAAUUUUGCAAAGGACAAGAAAGAAAACCUGUCAUUGAAUGUAAAUGAUACAGUAGUUUUAUUAUAAGUAUGCGGUAGUUACCAGUAAGUUAUAACUACUGUUAUGAUGUUUUAGUUGGAUUAUUCUAAAAUACAGGCUGCAUUUGUCGAUCUGUGCCAGUAUAUUUUUACGCAACAGCACAGUGAGAUUUAUUCUAAUAGGUAGUCGAAAAGUACGGUAGACUUCAGAGUAAGGAUAAUAUUUAUUCAAGAACUUAUUUGAUUUCUCUUUUUUAGCGUUGUGUGUUUAUGAGGUGCAGUAAAAUCUUUAAAAUACGUAAUGUAUGAUCAAAGAAAAUGAAGUGUUCACGUUAUCUUGUAACUUACAUAUACAAAUACAUAAACAAACUUGUAUUACUUGAUUAGCAAAAGCUUGAAACAAAUGAAGUUUAUGGACCUAAGCCCUGACCUGUUUUUCUAUACUUGCGCUGAGCAGUAAUAUGCUAAAUACGCUUCUGAAUCCUCUUUUACAAAGUUUCCAACUUCUUAGUUUUACUAUACUUUAUAACGACUUAGAGUAAAAGGCAACUAUUUUCACCUUGUAAAAGUCUUCUACCUGUCAGCCAUUUUUGAUGAUACGCUCAUAACAUUCAGAUCUAAGUAACACAGAUCCAUUUCUUACCGAUGCUUCUCGGUAAAACAAAGCCCACUUUCAUAUGCAGUCGCUGACCCAGGUGCUGAAACAGACCUUUGGUUCGGCUUUGCUGUACUACAAAGAAUGCACCCCAGACCUAUGUUUCAGGAGAAAUGUUUUUCUUAGCAACCACGAACAUUAUGUUUUGAUCCAGUAACUGCAGUUUCAUACCAUACCAUAUGCAACUUCCAUGCAGAAGUUAUAGCCCAACUACAGUUAUGGUUAAAAAGGCUGUUUAUCGAUAUGUGGAACUGGACUGUAUUUUGUGUUGAAACCGUAAAAUAUCUGGUUUCGCUGUGUUUCUUAUCUAUAUUUUUCUGAAUACAUUGAGGUGCUUUUCUUUGUAAAAGUCAUUCGACAUCGUGCAGACUUCUCUUCCACCAGAACGUUCUAAUAACAUGAGAAGUCCUCCCAAAUUUGUGAAUCGGCAGAUGUAUCACGUGGUCUGAGUGUUCUUAUAUUUGAUUGGCUAAAAUUUGGUGCAGUCUGCUAGAACUGUGAUUGUGACGAGGAGCUGCGGAGCCCAGCUGCCAGGUCAGAAGCGUUGCUGCGGGGACGUUCUCUCAGUCUCCAUAGUAACCACUACAUUUUUAAAAGUUGUUCAUCCACAGUAAAUGUGAGCUAGACCCUUAGUGCAAUACUGCAGAUGUUACACUGUAGAACCUGACAGUAACAGACUACUCCAUUGGAGGACAUUAUCCAACAUUUCAUAGAAUGAAUUCACUUUUUUUUUUUUGUUGUCUAGCACCAGUCUGAGGAAGAGCAGUAAGUAAGCAAUUGCUAUCUCUGCAAGAUUUAGUGUAGAGGUAUUUUUUUUAACCCUUAAAAGAUUAAAAUAUGCAUCACACUUGUAUUUAUGCACUUUAAUAUUUUAACAAUGUAUGGACAAAUCUGACUUGGCAUCAAUACCCUAAUGGUGACACUGAUCAGCAAUGCUAAUGUCACAGAAACAUGAUUCUUCACAGAUGUAUUGACUAUGUUACAGAAAACACCGAAACACAGAUUUUUCAAAGUUUGAUGUUGACAGAAAAUUAUGGGGAAAGACUUGUGAAUCCUACAACAAAAUAAAAUAUACCAAACAUUGA
Paramormyrops kingsleyae is the source of this 3689-nucleotide messenger RNA. RefSeq names its product cyclin dependent kinase 5, regulatory subunit 2b (p39) (gene cdk5r2b). The record is from RefSeq and is a predicted model, not a curated record. Gene Ontology annotation, biological process: brain development; axon guidance. NCBI's taxonomy places the organism in Eukaryota, Metazoa, Chordata, Actinopteri, Osteoglossiformes, Mormyridae. Gene Ontology annotation, molecular function: cyclin-dependent protein serine/threonine kinase activator activity; protein kinase binding. Gene Ontology annotation, cellular component: protein kinase 5 complex; growth cone; cytoplasm.